Messenger RNA from Aspergillus ibericus CBS 121593, 587 nucleotides. Its product is annotated as DUF3140 domain-containing protein. The record is from RefSeq and is a predicted model, not a curated record. The coding region runs from base 70 to 417 and encodes 115 amino acids. Lineage: Eukaryota; Fungi; Ascomycota; Eurotiomycetes; Eurotiales; Aspergillaceae. The transcript has 3 exons.
CCCAACCUACUCAAUUACUGCUCACCAAACCCCUCAAUCAACCACAUUGUACCCAAACCACCCGCAAAAAUGGUCAAAGACAAAGACACCGUCAUCGGCGAAUUCAACACCCUCGUCAACAUGACCCCCAACGAACUCCGCGAAUGGCUAAAAGACACCCAAUCGCAAUCCUCCGGCUGGAGCAACGAAUCCGGAGAAACAAUUGGCCAUGAAAGUGGUCGCAAAAUCGUCUCCAUUCUCGAACACAACCCCUCCAAAGACCCAUCCAGCUACACAGACCAAGACGUCGAUCAUAUGCGUCGGGUCGUGGCGUACUGUAAGCGCCAUCUAGCGCAGGAAGGGACGGCGAAGCAGGAUACGGAUAGUAAGAGUUAUCGGUCGUUGAAGAAUUGGGGGCAUGAUGCGUUGAAGGAGUAAUUUUGCUUCUUUGAAUGAGAUGAAUAAAAGAGAGGGAGGGGUGAUUGGAAGGACUGUUGGGGGUGUAUAGGUGUAUAGGAAUGGGACUUGGUGAUUGGUUCUGGUGGAUGAGAUGUGGUCUGGGUAUAAUCGUAUAGUUAAUUACUAGCUGGAAUGAUGUUGGUCUGGAG